AGAGAGACAGACAAACAAACACCAGCCGUCAGGGUAUAAAACAGACAGACAAGAACCACUAACACAGAGACGAUUGAGGCAGACUGACAGUGAGAGAGACUAGUCUGGAAGACAGAGAACAAAAAGAAAGUGGGGAGGCCCACGUGUGAGAGCCAGCAAAGAGAAAGAGUGGGUGAGAGAAAAAAAAAAGUGCAGUAAGCAAGGAAUGGAACGAGGAAGUCAUGAGCAGAAGGGUGUGGUCGACUAAUGGUUCUUAAUGGUUCCUGACUGACACACAGAGGAAAGGGACCGUGGAUGCUGCCCUGGAACGAGCUCUGGAACUACGCGACAACUCAGGAUGGACACCAAGAUUCAGCUGAGCUGGAUGGCAGUAUGUCUGUUUCUCACACUACCAGGGUCCCUUGCUCAGAGCCCUACCACCACACACCCCAAAAUGACUCUGGUGACGAAUGUUACUGCCGCUCCCUCUCCAGCCAGAACUGGUGCGCCUACACAUGCCUCCUGUCCUGUUGAGCUCAACCCUCCCAGAGUAGUGGUGAGAUAUGGAGACUCCAUCUCAGUCAACUGCACAUCAUCCAUAGACCCCGAGGGGAUGGGGUGGGAGGCCACGUUCGGAGGUACAGGUUUGCAAGGAAAUGUAAACUUUGUCACCUGGACUGUGAGAAGCCUCAUGGACUGGACAAUAGAACCUAAAUGCUACGUCAAGCCACAAAAUGGAAGUCAGUGUACUGAGAUUCUCCCUGUCAUUCUCUACAAGACUCCAGACAACGUGUCUAUCUCUCCUCUGAGCCACUCUGGUCCAAUGAUGGAGGGGAAGGAGUACCAGCUGCAGUGUGUCAUCCAGAAUAUCGCUCCUCUACAGAACCUGGUUGUGAGGUGGUACAAAGGGAAUGAAACUAUAGAGACUCAAACGUUUAAUGACUCCACAAAGGAACUAGUGAAUAUGUCCUCCACUAUCACCAUCACCCACAAAAGAUAUGAGGGUGAAGUAGAGUACAGAUGUGAGGCAGAGCUGGACCUGGGACCAGAGGGACCAAAACCUUCUGCCUUGUCAUCAAAACCUCUUAAUGUUACUGUUUACUGGCCCCUUGCUCAGAGCCCUACCACCACACACCCCAAUCGAUCGGUGAAAGUGACUCCCUCUCCAGCCAGAACUGCUCACACAAACAAGUCAACAACGCCCACGGCUAAGUCCUUAACCACCACAGUGACACCAUCUCCAACCACCUCUGAAGAUACCUCCGUCGUUUCUCCUGUUGCCUGGGACGCAAAGUGGGAUGAACCAUUCAGUUAUGACUACUACUUCCUCCGUGUUGUUGGUCUGUCUAUGUCUGCAGCGCUCUUCAUCCUGGGUAUUAUGGUCAUUAGCUGUGGUAAAGUAUGCCGGAUGCCUAGGUGUCAUGUGGGCACAGGGAAGUCGUACCAAGUGGCCAGAGAGUAGUGAGGGGACAAGCGUGUUACUGAGUGGCCUCAAGACACCAAAAGAGUUCAUCAGAGGGACAUGGAGAAACAACACUGAUACAACAGACAUUAUGGACCAUGUGCGUGUGUAUGUUUGAGUUUGAGUUUAUUUUACUUUUACAGGGACAGUGCACAUUAUGUGUGUGUGAAAACGUUGUUGGACAAAACUCUGCGUCUGUCAUUUCAGAGAUGAGAACGUGAUAUGUAUUUCAUGUGCCUUUCCCACAGACUGCAAGUGAGACUCACUCAACAUUAUGAAAUUACCCCUCCCUCACUCUUCUAAAGACUUACCUGUAGUUUUGAAUGCAAGUUUUAUUAUACUUUGGCACUCAUGUUUCUAUGUAUAUUUUCAAAUGCUUACAAAAUGUUACAGAAUACAUACUGUAGAUGUUACGUAGCUCAGAGGCGCCCCCAAGAGCACUGGAAGAGGUACUGAUCCUUUUUUCUCUCUGAUAUUCCAGAGACAGCAAUUUCAUGCCUAGCUUUUCACAGAUCAUUGUGUAGAUUUUAUCUGUAGAUUUGUCACCAACUUGGAUGAUAUUUUCUCUAAUAAAUCACAUACAUGUCCUGUU
Messenger RNA from Salvelinus namaycush (lake trout), 2033 nucleotides. RefSeq names its product intercellular adhesion molecule 1-like. Gene Ontology annotation, biological process: regulation of monoatomic ion transport; cell-cell adhesion. Gene Ontology annotation, cellular component: membrane. The transcript has 12 exons. NCBI's taxonomy places the organism in Eukaryota, Metazoa, Chordata, Actinopteri, Salmoniformes, Salmonidae. Bases 338 to 1441 code for a protein of 367 amino acids. Gene Ontology annotation, molecular function: ion channel regulator activity; integrin binding. The record is from RefSeq and is a predicted model, not a curated record.